This is a messenger RNA of Ylistrum balloti, 375 nucleotides long. Its product is annotated as histone H2B-like. Gene Ontology annotation, molecular function: structural constituent of chromatin; DNA binding; protein heterodimerization activity. The transcript has a single exon. Gene Ontology annotation, cellular component: nucleosome. Lineage: Eukaryota; Metazoa; Mollusca; Bivalvia; Pectinida; Pectinidae. The coding region runs from base 1 to 375 and encodes 124 amino acids. The record is from RefSeq and is a predicted model, not a curated record.
AUGGGACCCAAGAUUACCGGAACUAAAGGCGCCAAGAAGGCAGCCACCAAGGCAAAGGCCAACCGUGGCACCGACAAGAAAAGGAGGAGGAAGAGGAGGGAAUCCUACAGCAUCUACAUCUACAAGGUGCUGAAACAGGUGCACCCCGACACUGGUGUUUCCAGCAAGGCUAUGUCAAUCAUGAACAGCUUUGUCAACGACAUCUUUGAGAGAAUCGCCGCUGAGGCUUCCCGUCUCGCUCACUACAACAAGAGGUCCACCAUCACUAGUCGGGAGAUCCAGACCGCUGUCCGUCUCCUACUGCCUGGUGAAUUGGCCAAGCACGCCGUCAGUGAGGGUACCAAGGCUGUCACCAAGUACACCAGCUCCAAGUAA